UUUAAACCGCCGGAUGUGACGUCGGGGACAAAAACGCUCAGCAGCUCUUCGGGUUGUCCCGGGUUGGCCCGGGUUACACAUGAUAAACAAACAUCUGGCUCGGUUUAGACUCUUUGUUUAGCCUUUAUGUGUUAAAGGAACAUUUGUUCCACAUUUUAAAUGUCUCUUAAAAGAAGCCGCCGGACUCCAGGUGACGCAGCUCGGUGAGGUUAGCCGGCAUUAGUCCGCACGGCUCGGAGCUGCUUCAGGUUUCUGUUUCCAGCUGAAGAAAAUCUGAAGAAAAUGAAGAGGAAAGUUUCCCAGCUCAGACUGAGCCCCAACGAGGAGGCCAGGCUGAUCCGAGAGGAGCAUGAGAGGAGGAGGAAGCUGCGAAUACAGCAGGUGCGGGAGCAGCAGCGGUACAUCGCGCUGCAGAUCCGCCGAGAGGUCGAGUUGAGGCGGCGGCGUGAGCUCGAGCAGCUGAAGGAGGAGCUGAGGGACGACUGGGAGCGACAGCAGAGGGAGAAACUCAACACACUGCAGAAACUUUACCAGGAGAGCCUCCAGCUUCUCGGCCAAGGACACAGGAGCGCAAAAGAAAACGAACCCGACCUGGCAGCCAUAGCUCAGAGGGAGGAGGAAAAUCACAGCAAAGCAGAGGAGCGUUAUCGAGAAGCUCUGAAUGAGCUCAAAUCACAGAGGCUUAAAGACCAAGAGAGGCAGAGCCGUUCUAUCAAUGCCAGGAAGAAGGCGCUACAGGCAGAAAAGGAGAGAGCGGCAAAAGUGGCCAGCCUCCCGCCGCCGCCGCCAAACCCCAUUCAGAACAUCGAUUCAAAGAAGCCUCAUGUGGUAAAGAAGUCUGAUGUGAGCGCCUUUGCUGCUACACAUUACCACAUGCCUGAGAGCACAGUGGACAGAGAGGCAGACCCAACACAGCCUAACGCUCACGAGGAAGCUGAGCUGGAGGCGAGGAGAAUGCAGGACCUCCAGAGGGAGGAGAAGCAGAGGAGAGAGGAGCAGCUGGAGAAGGCUCGUCUCAGAGGGAAGCAGGCUCUGAGGAGGGAACACCUCGUGCAGGACCGUGAGCGCUUGCUCUUGGAGCUGGAACACAUGCAGCAGACAGACCUGCUGAGGAGGAGACAGCAGGUGUCACACAUGCCUGCUCAGAUCUUCCAGCCUCUCUACAAGAGACAGGAGAUGAGGGAGGACUUCCAGAGGGAGAUGGAGUUCGCCUUUGAGGACAUGUACACUGGAGAGAGGAGGGUUAAAGGUGAUCUGGUGGUCCAGCUGGUACCGGAGCCUCUGCCAGCUCUGUCCACAGGCAGCCAAGACCAGGACCAGGAGCUGGACAUCACGCUGGACGAAAUCCCCACACCAGCAGCAGAAAACACACACCAUGACACUGAGCAAGAAGCUGGAAGCCCUGAGCAGGAAGCAUCUGCACGAGCAGAGACCUCCAGACCUGCUCCCAGACGGGCGUUGAAGAAACUCCUGGAUCGUAUCAGGAGCCAGCGGACUCACUGGAGCGAACACAACGGUCACGUCCCCGCAGCCGACUCGCCGACCGCCUUCACCAAUCAGAUACCAGAGCACGACACAACCAUCGACACGGGAUCUCUGACCAGUGAGGAGAAGGACAAACUCCCUGAACCCGCCCGCUCUCCACCCGCAGUUUCAGAGACAACAGAGCCGUCAGCUGAAGCAGAAACUUCGGCUCCUGUCCGACUCCAAGAAUUUACAGACGAACGAAGGAAAAGGGAGUUGGAGCUCGAGCAGGAGAAGCAGCAGCAGGUGGUGUUGAUCCAGGAGUUAGAGGAGCAGAAGGCCAAACUGGAGCAGAUGCUGUUUGAAGCACAGCAGGAGAGAGAGCACCUAAAGGCUGCUGUGACCCAGGAAGUGCCUGUCCUCGACCAGGAAGUCACCUCCGUCUCCUCCGGGCUGUCCAGUGAGCUGGUGCCUCCUCCGGGUGAAGAUGAACACAGCAGAAGGAUUCGAGAAUACCAACAGAGGCUGCUGGAACAGAACAGAAUUCAUCAGAGGUCGGUGGAGGUGGCUCGUCAGCGGCUGGAGGAAUACCAGCGAGCUCUACAGAUCCGUUACAGCAUGACCACCAAACAGUCGCUGCCCUCCGUCGUGCCUCCAGGACUCGUUCACCCGCCGCUACACAGUACUGGGCCUGUUCAUCUUCCUGCUCCUCCGUCACUCCCAACAACUCCUGCAGUGCCUGCAUACGUCCCUGCCAGACCACACCCCUCUGUGGAAGUCACUACAAGAGAGGCUGACAUGGUGGCUUCACCUCCCCACCUUCCUGGCUCCAGUUUGAGGGUUUGCUCCAGGUUGCUGCCAGAUGAAGUGGAAUCUGUUUGGAACAGAGCGAAGAACCAGAAACCCGAUGUUUCUACCUGGCUGACUGACAACAUAAUGGAGAGAGUGACUGAGCACCUUCCAGACAGCGUGAAACCCGUCUCAGUCACCAUGAAGCCACCGCCCCACAAACUGUCCACAACACGUGAGUCUACCAGCAUCCUGCUUCAGCCGACCUCUCAUCCCAUCCAAGUCAUCGGCCCCAGCAUUGCAGAUAGAACACCUCUGUUUCCAGGCCAUGUAGCGGUUAAGCCGCAUGUCUCCCUGCUGACUGGGACCCUGAGCUCCAGAGAGGACGACAUGGAGAGGCAGAGACGGGAGCUGCAGAGGCAACAAGAGGAGGAGGAGGAGGAGGAGAGGCAGAGAUGGGAGCUGCAGGAGGUUCAGAGACGAUUGCUGGAGCAGAGGGAGGCAGUGGAAGUGCAACAGAGGCAGAAAGAAGAGGAGAGGCAGAGACAGGAGCUGCAGAGACGAAUGCAGGAGCAAAGAGCGGCAGUAGAGCUCCAGCAGAAGCAGCAAGAAGAGGAGAGGCAGAGACGGUUGCUGGAGCAGAGGGAGGCGAUGGAGGUGCAACAAAGGCAGACAGAGGAGGAGAAGCAGAGGCGGGAGCUGCAGGAGGUUCAGAGACGGUUGUUGGAGCAGAGGGAGGCAGUGGAGCUGCAGAAGAAGCAACAAGAAGAGGAGAGGCAGAGGCGGGAAGUGGAGAUGGAGGAGAUGAGGCGACAGAAGGAGACGUUACAGGCUCUGAUUCAUACUGACGCACAGCCAGGUGCAGAGGUCUCCAGUGAAGUGCCGCUUUCAGAGAGCAUCGGUCCAACUCGACGUCAGUUACUUGCAUCACUGCUGCGAGCCAUACAGGAAACUAACGGAGGAACUCUAUCACAUCUAGAAGAGCCGCAGGAGGAAGAUGACUCUCCUCAACAACCAUCAUCAUCUUACAGCGUCGAGACUGACCCCGUCUUUCAGAGCAGUGUUCCUGCUGGACCUCUCCCAGCAUCAGGCCUCCUGCCUCCUCCUCGAGCAGCGAAGCCUCCAGUGACUCGCGUCAGGCUGGGCGUCAUGAAGAUGAUGACUGAACAACAUGAGCUCAGUGCUAUUCAAGAGGUGGAGACGCCAGUCAACAGCAGCCUGGUCACAGGUCUGGAGGACAGUGUGAAGCUUCCUUCACAGACUGUGGGCUGGGAUCCACAGGAGGAGUCCGACUCGUCGGUGUCCUCUGACAGGACUCUGCAGACGCCCUCUUGGUCCAGCAGCGAGCAGCGGCCUGCUGAAAGACGAGAGGCGAGCUCGAGGAGGUACAGCCAUCUGGAUCUGCUGAUGGAGGCUGGAACAUCUCCAGAAUCCUCAGAGUCAUCUGAUUCAGUCGUGAGGAAAACGUCACGGCUUUCCUCUGACUCUGGCAGAGGAGCUGACUACUCCGGACCUGCGAUCACGAGCUACAGAUCCUUCACAGAGUCUGCACAGAGGCCUCCUGACUCUGACUGCCUCUCCUCCACCACCAUCUCCAGCGGCAGCUACAUCACCACAGACCCUGAACAAAACGAGCCAAACGUAAACACUGAUAAAUCUCUGCCCAUCAGACGUCAUGUGGAACCAGAUGGAGGAGCAAAUUCGCUGAACGUCUCCUCUCCGUCGGGUCAAAACUUCUCCAUGAACAGCUCGACUGCAGCCCGUCCUGCUCUGGAUGUCGACUCUCUGUUUGGUGACAGCAGCAUCCAGCGAAUCAUCGACCGAUACACGAGAGAGCUCAACUUCUCCCUCAGCACCACCGGGAGAGCCGCAGACAGUGAAGGCUCUCAUGUGGACGAUCCCGGCUCAGUCUCUCAGCAGUCUUUGGUUCGAGUCUCAGAGAGGAGUCGGUGUCUUCCCUCAGACGCAGCAGCAGCACAGAGGAGUGUCCAGGAAUGGGACAACACAGUCGAUCCAAUCCUGGAGCACUUCUCAGUUGAGGGCACAGAGCAGGACUCUUUCAGACCUCUGAUUGGCCGGCUGGCAGACCAAUCAUCCUGCUUGGCUGUCGACCACAGGGACUCGACCAUGGAGCAGCUGGUCGGUCAGCCAUCGGCUCACUCGUCCAUGAUCGGUCAGCUGCCCGGGCUGCCGGUGGGCCUCGAUCAAGGCGGAUGGGAUUCCACUCUGAGCCGGAUGAUUGGUCGACUCUCCCAUCAGUCCAGCCCUCAUUGGCUGAGUGGAGGCCACGACUUCUAUGCGGGUCAGAUGGUGUCAGAGCGAUCAGCCACGUGGUUGGAUGAAGAGAGCCGGAUGAGACCGCUGGUCGGAGAGCUGGAUGAGUCCACUGGACACCACAGUGGGAGCUCAGGUGAAAGAACUCGCGUGGAUCCCGAUGUUUCCACUGAGGCCAGUGUGCCGUCAUUCCCAGCGUUGCCUCCUGAAGCGUCGUCACACAGCGCCUCUGACCCGGCUGUGAAUCCACACCCCCAGGACCAGAACCAAACCAGUCCAAUGGACCUGGGCCCAGAGCGGACUGAAGACUCGUUCCACCUGCUCGUGGCUGAAGUCACCCACAACGAAACAGCCGAGCCCUCCGUCAACUUCCACGCUGUGCCUGACUCUCCUGAAGGUCGGCCAGCCAGCUGUGAACAGAGCGCCUCUGCACCGCCUGAAGAGUUUGAAACCCACAACGACCCGUCCAUCGAGUCUGAACUGUCUCCUGAGCGCCUCAGGACAGACAAGCCGCCCAGUUGCCUGACGCCGCCCCACGCCUUACAUGAGUCUUUCUCCCAGCUCAUCACCUCCCAGCACCACCCCCAUGAGGUGGAGCUAACCGCUCUGAGUCUGUCAAAUCUCACCAUGUGUGAUGAUGCGCUGACUCUGAAGCUGCAGCCUGAGGAACCGUUCAGAGAGCUGGAGUCUGAGCAGACUGUUCGUCCUGCCUCAGAGAAGCUGUCGGAGGCUGGCGGUGAGAAAGGCAUCCUGGAGCAGUCGGAGAUAACACUCGUGAGCCUGACAGACACAACUCUGCAGGACCAAGAGACGACCAUCACCGACGAAGACGGAGUCUGGGACGGCAAACAUCCAGACAGGGUGAUGGAGGAAGGACAGAAAGAGACAGAGGAGUCGCACUCAGUGGAACAGACUCCAGAGGACGAGAACCAAACACCUCCAGUGACCUUCCUGGAGUUUCAGUGGGGUCCGAGCCAAGACCUGCAGCAGGUCUACCAGCAGAAACGACAAGCACUGCUCCAGAGAUCAUCGCACAGGGUCGAGGAAAUCAAGUCCAGAAGAGAUGGUCCAAAGGUUCAGCCUGAGGUCCAAGCUCCACCCAGAGAGCAGUCUAAAGCUAAAGACUCUCAACCUGUCAGCUGUAAAUCAAAGACUAAGACUGAACCUCAGCCUAAGACGAACACAAAGUCAGAGGGAGGACGGGCUGAGCAACAGACGUCUGACAAGUCUGGUUUCAAGCAGAAAAAGGUCCAGUGUCGACCUUCAGUGAGCGACUGCAGGCUGAAGAUCUGCACACCGGAGCAGAGGAAGCUGGAUGUUACUGAGAUGCAUCAGAGGACUCAGAGACUGUACGAGCAGCUGGAGGAGGUGAAGCAUCAGAAAGCAGCGAGGAGCCGACAGGAGGCGUCUGCAGAGAACAGGCUGAAGGCCAAAGAGUUCCACAAGAAAACGUUACAGAAACUUCGUGCCAAGACGACUCGGCAGUGAUCGACUGUGAAUGUUCUUUUGUACAAGUUAAGUUCUUUUUUAAAGUUUUAUCAAUAAAGUAUUUUAAGUUAUUUAAA
This is a messenger RNA of Larimichthys crocea (large yellow croaker), 6092 nucleotides long. RefSeq names its product centrosomal protein 295 (gene cep295). Lineage: Eukaryota; Metazoa; Chordata; Actinopteri; Sciaenidae. Gene Ontology annotation, biological process: regulation of centriole replication. The transcript is spliced from 29 exons. Gene Ontology annotation, cellular component: centriole; cytosol; centrosome. Bases 283 to 6015 code for a protein of 1910 amino acids. The record is from RefSeq and is a predicted model, not a curated record.